AUGGCAGACCCGCAGGCAGACUCGCCACGCGCUCUCGUCGACUUUCUUCGCCGCGCGACAUCUCCUGCCGAUCCGCUCUCGCUCAACUCGGCACUCGCACUGGUCAAGGAUGCUCUCUCGCCAAACGCUCCCCUCUCGAUCGCACAAGCACCGCCAGCCAUCGCCAAUCUCGAUGCCGAUCCCGUCCCCACGCUCCUCGACUCGUUCGCACCCGUCGCAUCGACUUCGACCGCACCAUCUUCCUUGUCUUCUUCCGCAUCGACCGGCGCAUUGGCCAGGCUAAAGAGGUCGCUUGUCGACGACGUCAGGGUGGCGCAUGCGGUCGAGGUGUUGCGAAGCGGGAGUAGCGACGCCGAGAUCCAGGGCGAGUUGCUGGACAUCUGGGGCUUCGAGGGUAUCGAGGAUGUAGGCGAGGCGGUACGGAGACGAGCGGAGAUUGUCGCGGAAGCCGCUGAGGAAGGAGGCAGACUGCAAAUGAACGGCUUCUCUCACGACCUCCCUCCUCACAUCGACUCGCACCCCUCACAUCCCGCAUCCACCCUCUCCGCCCACGCUCGCGACUACACACCCGGCUCGCAACUCUCUUUCGCAACGGCCGAGGAAGUACAGGCGGCCAAGCUGGCGAAGAAGGCGCACAAGCGGGAGAAGGGGAAGGGUCGAGCGGAUGGCGACGGCUUGGAUGGCUCGCCCGACGUACAGGAGUGGCUGCGAAUACGGGAAGAGCAGCUUGCGCGAGGACCGGGGGCCUUGGUAUCGGGACGACGACCGGCUAUCGAGGACGCCCCGCAGUAUCCGAACGUCUAUAUGGCGUCGAAGAAUGCGGGCGUGAGCAUCGGCGGUCAACGACUGGCACUGCCAGUGGGGACGACGCGGGAGAUGAAGGAGCUGUACGAGGAGAUCACGAUUCCAGCACCUAAAGCGGUUCCCUUUCGCUUCAACGAGUCGCUCGUACCGAUUGGGGAUAUGGACGCCUGGGGGAAGCGGACUUUCCACGCCUACAAAACGCUCAAUAGGCUUCAGUCGAUUGUCUACCCAGUCGCGUACAAAUCGAACGAGAACAUGCUUGUCUGCGCGCCAACCGGUGCCGGUAAAACUGACGUCGCCCUCCUCACCAUCCUUCGCUGCCUCUCGAACCUCGCCAGUACCCCUCUCGCCUCGACUUUCGAUCCUCCGAAGCUCCCUCCUGCCUCAGCCUACAAGAUUGUCUACGUCGCGCCGCUCAAGGCUCUCGCCGCCGAAGUCACGCUCAAGUUCGCCAAGCGUCUAGCCUGGGCGGGUGUCAAGGUUCGCGAGUUGACGGGCGACAUGAAGCUGACGAAGAAGGAGGUGGACGAGACGGGCGUCAUUGUCACGACGCCGGAGAAGUGGGAUGUCGUGACCCGAAAAGGCGCGGGUAGCGGAGAUGGCGAGGUUGCGGAUCAUGUCAAGCUGCUCAUCAUCGACGAGGUCCACCUUCUUCACGAAGACCGAGGAGCCGUCAUCGAGUCGAUCGUUGCCCGUACACUCCGGCAAGUCGAGUCUUCGCAAAGCCUCAUCCGCAUCGUCGGUCUUUCAGCCACGCUGCCGAACUACGUCGACGUCGCCGAUUUCCUCGGCGUCAACCGCUACACCGGCCUCUUCUUCUUCGACUCGUCCUUCCGCCCCGUUCCCCUCGAACAGCACUUUGUCGGCGUGCGAGGCAAACCCGGUAGUCCUCAAAGCCGGACGAAUCUCGACAAUGCGGCUUUCGACAAGGUUGCCGAGCUCGUCAAGGGCGGUCACCAGUGCAUGGUCUUCGUCCACGCCCGAAAAGAGACGGUCAAGACCGCGCAGAUGCUUCGCGAGAAAUUUCUUGCCGAAGGACUCGGCGAUCUACUCGAUCCGUCAGCGGGCGAGGAGACAAACGGGAAGUGGCAGGGCUUUAAGCGCGACUUGGCGUCGAGUCGGAAUCGCGAGAUGAAGGAGCUCGCGGCUGCAGGUUUCGGUAUCCACCACGCCGGCAUGCUGCGAUCCGACCGCAACAUCUCGGAGCGCAUGUUCGAGGCGAACGUGACCAAGGUCCUCUGCUGUACCGCAACGCUCGCAUGGGGUGUCAACUUGCCCGCCUAUGCCGUCGUCAUCAAGGGCACGCAAGUCUACGACUCGGGCAAGGGUGCCUUCGUCGACUUGAGCAUCCUCGACGUCCUCCAGAUCUUCGGUCGCGCCGGUCGCCCGCAGUACGAGGACCAGGGUGUCGGCUACAUCUGCACGACGAACGACAAGAUCGACCAUUACGUCUCCGCCAUCACGCAGCAGCAUCCGAUCGAGUCGAAGUUCACCACCGGUCUCGCCGACUCGCUCAACGCCGAGAUCAGUCUCGGAACCGUCACGAACAUGGACGAGGGCGUCCGCUGGCUCGGCUACUCCUACUUGUUCGUACGGAUGCGGAAGAACCCGCUCGUGUACGGCAUGACGGCCGCCGAGGUCGAGCAAGAUCCGCUGCUCGGUAGCAAGCGGCACGCCCUCAUCAACAACGCUGCGAAGCGACUCGUCGAGUGCCAGAUGAUCUCGUUCGACCGCGACCUGGGCACCUUCACUUCGACCGACCUCGGCCGCAUCGCUGCUCGCUACUACAUCCGCGACGCGAGUAUUGAGAUCUUUAACAAGAUGUUCCGCCCACGAAUGAGCGAAGCCGACAUCCUCGCGCUCAUCUCGGCGAGCGUCGAGUUCGAGCAGAUCCAGGUUCGCGAGAAUGAGGUGGACGAGCUCAAGAAGCUCAUCGAGGCGUCCUGUCCUUGCCAGGUCAAGGGCGGCACAGAGUCGAGUGCGGGAAAGGUCAACGUCCUCCUCCAGGCGUACAUCUCGCGCGCCUACAUCGAAGAUUUCGCUCUCGUCUCCGACACUGGCUACGUUUCGCAGAACGCCGGCAGGAUCGUACGCGCUUUGCUCGAGAUCGCCAUGGCGAAGCGUUGGGCCCCGGUCUCGCUCGUCCUACUCAACAUGAGCAAGUCGAUCGAAAAGCGCAUGUGGCCGUUCGCUCACCCGCUCGCCCAGUUCGACCUUCCCGCCGACCUCCUCUACAACAUCGAGCGAUGGGCCGACGACGUCCCGCUCAGCGAGGUCGCCGCCAUGUCCGACGCCGACUUCGGCGCUCUCGUGCACCAGAACGAGCGGCUCGGUGGCUUCGCGACCCGCGCCGCCCGCCAGCUCCCUGCCCUUGAAAUCUCGUCGACCCUCCAGCCUCUCGCGCACGACCUCUUGCGCGUCCGGAUCGACCUUCGCAAGUCGUUCGAGUGGUCCGAAAAGCAUCACGGAUCCAUCGAGGCCUUCUGGGUCUGGCUGGAGGACGAGGAGAACCUGUCGAUCCUGGGUCUCGCCCGAACCCUGAUUCGCCCUUACACGACCGUCCUGCAGCUCCAGUUCACCAUCCCCGUCACCAGCGCACCGAAAUCUCUCUUCGUCCGGGCGAUCUCGGACAGGUGGAUCGGCGCAGAGGAGGAGCUCUUCGUCGACCUCGCCAGUCUGGUUCUUCCGCCUUCACCAGCGCCGCACCUCCCGCUACUCGACCUCCCCUUACUCUCUCCGCACGACGCUUUUAGCACGCUUCCGCACCUCCAGCAACUCUACGGCCGCGAUUCCCCAACUUUCGAUCCUGUGCAGACGCAGGCGUUUCACACGAUCUUCCACACGCCCUCGAACGCGCUCGUCGCCUCGCCCUCGUCUGCUAGUCGGGCAACCUUACUGGAACUCGCCAUGUGGCGCACUUUCGGCAUCCACCCGACUUCGACCGUUCUCUACCUCACUCCUCGACGUGCGCUCGCCCGACAAGCGGCAUUGCGGCUUCGCGCAGCCUUCUCCGCCGCCUCCGGAAUCAAGGUCCAGCUUGUCUCGCGCGUCGAGGACCUCGACUCGCUCGCCGGGUCACAGGGCGGGGUUGCCGUCGUAUCGCCAGCAGCCCUUCUCCGCAUCCUGCGCAAGCGACCUCGACCUUUCGGCUGCCUCGACCUGGUCGUUGGCCACGAGCUACACGCACUCGAUGCAUCUUACGAGCUCGCCCUCUCCCGCCUGCGCUGGGUAUACCCGGCGGCGCGGGUGGUAGGAUCCAGCUCGGCGCUCGCCGACAUCUCGAGCAUUGCCGACUGGCUCGACGUCCCAGAGCACGCAUCCUACUCCUUCUCCCCGGCGACGCGCACGUCGUCUCUUACAACGAAUGUCCAGCCCUUCUCAACUCCGCACUCGUUCGCCCUCCUCCGCCAAAUGGUCAAGCCUGCAUACGACGCGAUGCGGGUUGCGUCGGGUUCGACCAUCGCUUUUGUGCCUUCCCGCUCGCAAUGCCGCGCGACCGCGAAGGACCUCGUCACACACUCGGCGAGCGACAUCGAGAGCUCCUUCGUCGCGGACGGAGCGCUCGACACGGUCGCGGCCUACGCCGAGUCUCUUAGCGACGAUGACUUGGGCGAGGCGCUCACCCACGGCAUCGCGGUCUUCCACGAGGGUUUGCCAGCGGCAGAGCAGCGACUCGCGCUCGAGCUCUUCGGCGCAGGGAUUGUCAAGGUUCUCAUCGUUUCGCGCGAAGCGUGCUGGACGCUGCCCGUUCGCGCAAGUCUCGUCAUCGUGAUGAGCUCGCAGUACGUCACGGUGCGGCAAAUCCAGGACGGCCACGACGAGCGCGAGGUCCAGGACUACCCAGUACCCAACCUGCUGCAGAUGCAGUCGCUCGCGGUGCCGCCCUCAGCGGAGUCGUCGGCUGAGUGCCUCAUCCUGUGCCAGAAGGACCAGGCCGAGCUGUACGGCAAAUUCUUCCAGCACGGCGCUCCCCUCGAGUCCAGCCUGCCGCUCGACCCGGCGCUGUCGACGAUCGUCUUUGAGGACCUCGCCAACCAUCGCGUCCGAGAUCGCCAAGGCGUUACCGACUUUCUCUCGUGGACGUUCGCCUCUCGCCGACUCGUCGACAACCCGUCCUACUACGCCGCAGAACUCGCAAGCGGCACACGCGCGAUGCACGACGACCUUCUCUCUCGCCUCGCCGACUCCGUCAUCGACAGCCUUGAGUCGCGGUGCGCUGUGCUGCCGACCGGUCGGACCGACAUUCUCGUCUCCCCACUCGGCGGGUAUUUCGCAGAGAAGGCGAUUCCGCUCGACGAGGUCCAACGACUCCAAAAGAUCUCGCUGGAUGAGCUUAUGCGGUCAGUCGGCGAGAGGAGCAUCAAGCGAAAUGGGCAAGAGCUGCAGAAGGGCGAGGGGGAGAAGGAGGCCACGGUCGAGCCGGCGAUGGAUCCGCACGUCCAGUCUUUCUUCCAGCGCUUGCCUCGUACCGUUAAGAACGACGUCGGCGACCGCGCCAGUUUCGAGGCGGAGGAAUGGGAGCGGCGCAUCUUGCUUGCCGCCUUCCGAGCAGGACGCGUGCCGCGCGGGAAGGGUGGGCUUGAGGAGAAGCAGCGCGAGCUCGUCGAGCGGAUCAUACGGAGUCGUGUAUAA
Molecule: messenger RNA, 5436 nt
Organism: Rhodotorula toruloides NP11
Lineage: Eukaryota; Fungi; Basidiomycota; Microbotryomycetes; Sporidiobolales; Sporidiobolaceae
Product: DNA/RNA helicase, DEAD/DEAH box type
Exons: 11
Coding region: 1-5436 (1811 amino acids)
Molecular function (GO): nucleic acid binding; ATP binding
Source: RefSeq, a predicted model, not a curated record